Messenger RNA from Cloeon dipterum, 2467 nucleotides. RefSeq names its product transforming growth factor-beta-induced protein ig-h3-like. The transcript has 13 exons. The coding region runs from base 34 to 1971 and encodes 645 amino acids. The record is from RefSeq and is a predicted model, not a curated record. Lineage: Eukaryota; Metazoa; Arthropoda; Insecta; Ephemeroptera; Baetidae.
GCCGACUUUUCAGAUCGGCCGCGCAGUCAGUCGAUGGCCAUGGCGCGGCUGGACAGUGUGCGGCCUUUGUUCCUGCUGAUCAUCAUUAUCGGCGCGGCGGGCGCGGCGAAAAAGAAGAGGAUCCCCUGGUGGAAUCUCAAAGCAGGACAAGAACAAGGGCCCAACGCUUGCGUGGUGGAGGAAAUCCCGGGCAAAAACUGGAAACUGUGGACAGAAUGCAAAUAUCACAACAACCGAGAUAUCUGCGGCCAGAAAACGAGGCUGCGUUACGAGUGCUGCGGCGGAUUUCACCAGCUCGACGGAGAGUCCGGCUGCCCGGGAGUGAACCCGAUGGCGGACGUGCUGCAGACCGCCAGGCACUACGGCGCCGGCAAGUUCGUCGAGUUCGUCGAACAGGCUGGAUUGACCAACAGGUUUAAGAGGGAAGGACCCUUCACGCUCUUCGCACCCAUCGAUAAGGCUUUUGAGAGACUGUCUGGAGACCAAAGGCUGCGCUUGGUGCCCAGCCGCCAGAAGAAUUCCACAAUUUUACUUCACGCAUUGGACCACAGGGUGACCAUGGACGAAAUCGGUUCGGACACCGUUUUGCCCUCUCUCUAUGGAGUGGAUUUGCGGCUCAACAAAUACACGAAUGGAAUGAAGACAGUGAACUGCAUUUUGAUCGUGCGCAAGGAUUUGCAAGCCACGAACGGAAUCGUGCAUCUCGUGGAGAAAAUACUCGAGCCCUUCUACGUGGUGCCAGGAAAGUCUUUGGCAGAGAUGAUUCAGACGGACGGCAGGUUCAGCGAAUUGGCCAAAGCGCUGGAGGGGACCAAGUGCAAGAAAAAGCUGCAAAACCCUCACCAGAGCUUCACCAUCCUUGCUCCCUCCGACGAGGCAUUCCAGAAACUUCCCCACGGCAAAAUGGAAAGGCUCCUCAACGAUCCAGAAAUUAGAGAAGCACUUCUGGAAAACCACAUAAUUCCUCACCCAACGUGCUUGAGUGCCGUCACGACGAAAACGAACCAGCGCACUUUGGGAAAAGAAAAACUCGAGUUUGACUGCGACAGCAAAGGUGUGAGCAUUUCCAAGCAGAAGAUGAGAAACAAUUACCAACUGGGCACAAACGGCGUGCUGUACAUGGUUGACGACCUUAUUUUCCCUCAGAAAGCCAUGAGUGCCAUGCAGAUUGCUGAAAACGAAAAGCUGUUCACUUUUUCGCAUGUUUUGCGAACCUCUGGCUUGUCUGAUGUUCUCGAGACCAUGCCGAACAUGACGCUUUUCGCUCCAAAUGAAGCAGCCAUGUACACUCUGCCGAAAGAAGAACUACAGCAGUUGAAAGAGAACAAGGAGAAGGCGAGGAAAUUCGUAAUGUACCACGUGGUGGAAGGUAACUUGAGAUCCGACUCGAUGGCCGCGGGCAGGAGCGUCCGAACGCUGGACAACAAGAACAAGUUGCGCAUCCAAGUGGAAAUGAACGCGUUCGGCGUGCAGGGGGCAAAACUGGAAAAACGGGACCUCGGUGGCAACAACGCCUGCAUGCACAUCAUCAACAAGCCCUUGAAGCCGCCAAUGGAGUCCGUCGAGACCUUCCUCAGGGCAAAAGGAGAUUUCACUUACUUCGCCAAAGGCCUGGGACAGGUUUUAAAAUCGUUCGCGCACAAUGGUACACUUACCAUUAUGGCGCCAAAUGAUAAAGCGUUCAGAGAACUUCCGGAGGAAACUCUGCAGAAAUACACUUCGGACAGAAAAUACAUGCAAAAGAUUAUCAAGGGUCACAUCGCUGACCACAUGGUGACCUUCUCGAUGUUGCGACCUGGCCUCAAAUAUUUGAUCAAGACCAAGCACACCCCCGUCUACUUCUCACAGGACAAAACCGGUCGAGGAAUGAUUGGAGAAGCAGAAGUGGUCGAGUCAGACAUCACGGUGACCGAGGGUGUGAUUCAGGUCCUGGACAAAGUCCUCGUCAACGGCAACAAUGGUCACAAGUGAACCGAAUAAUAUACUCGAAAUGCCAGCAAAGGUGUUCAUUUAACUUAACGCAAAUUAAUUUUUUUCUACUGCACGCCAACGCCUUGGAAUCGGUGCAGCAGACGCACAAAUAAUUAAAUAAAUUGCUCGUUUCACCUACUAAUAUUUUUAAAACCGUCAUCUUUUUAAUAAAUCUUAGUAUCUUUCAUAAAAAUUGCGUUUCUCUGGUCUGAACAUAACAUUUCGGCGGCAUAGCUGUGAAACAUAGGGUACAAUUCAGCGAAUUAAAAAUCUUUACUCAAUUUUUUCAACAGAUUUAAUUAAAUAUGAGUAACAAUGCUAGAGGCUCAAUAUAUUAUAUCUUCUUUUUGUCGUGCUCCUUCAGCAUCCAUUGCAAAAAUGAUUCAAGUGAAUUAAUAAAACAUGAGACGCAUCUAAAUAUGACCUGGGUUAAACUAUAAUAUAUACUUAAGAAUACACAGUUAUAAUGUCUGCAAUACAACAUCUAAAAACAAAA